Sphaeroforma arctica JP610 is the source of this 1624-nucleotide messenger RNA. RefSeq lists its product as hypothetical. Bases 938 to 1345 code for a protein of 135 amino acids. Lineage: Eukaryota; Ichthyosporea; Ichthyophonida. The transcript has a single exon. The record is from RefSeq and is a predicted model, not a curated record.
GAAAAACACGAUUGUGACAUGCUAGCAAGGUCAAAGAAGCAUCCAAGUGUGUUAUAUAUCGCUCAUAAGGUGUAUGGUAGGGUCACAUAAGCCCUUGAUAGCAUAGAACAACGAUAACAGGUGGUCACGUUGCGGAAUGAUGUAAUGACCAUCGAUUGAUGCAUGCAUUGAAUUGACUUUAUUCGGAGGUUAGUGGCGAUAUGACGGCCUGUGGUUGCAUACUCCAGGAUGUGUGCGACGAAUGCACAUGCAAUUGUAAACGAGGACGUUGUUCAGUGUGUAAUAGCGCGUGCAAGUAGUGUAAGUGUGCUUGCAACGGUACGAAUGGCGCAAGGAAACGUGGUCGUCAGAAGGGAUUCACCAAGGUAGUAGGCGAGGUGCAGCGUACUUCAUCAGGACGCACAUCAGCUAAGAGAGCACGUUUAGAUAUUGCGGAGAGUAUACGUGCGCUUGAUACUCCAUCACGUGCUAAGAAUGCGCCAAGUAAGACAUACACACACUCUGAAAGUCAAAACUUUGUCACAAUCAGCACGAAUAGUAACGAAAGUCUAAAUACAAUAGUAGAUAUCUCACUGACAUUUGGAUGGAGUCGUAACAGUAGAAAGGCCUUGCCUAGUACAGAAUUACGUACCAACAUCACUGAAAUCCAAAGAACACGCCCAAAUGGCUGGAGUUGCAUGUCUCAAAUUGUGCUCAAGGCUGCUACCCGUGUAGCAACAUAGUAUAUCCAGCAGAUGCAGAUGCUUUGUUGCGUGACAUCGCAAGCUCUCUCGGUGCUGCAAGCAAUCCAUCUGAAGACGUUAAUAAACUCCCUGGUGGGCGAGUAUUGAACUGUCUUGUAGAUGUAUAUAAUAGAGCCCCCAAAAACUUUAUACAAAAGAGGGUUGUACGGGCUGUACUAGUUAAAGCACUAACUAGGAAAGAUUCGCCUGGUUCAAUGCUUUCACAACUAAAAUUAAUGUAUCCUGGACGAUACUCUCUACCUAACGAAAUGGAUAUACGGACGCUGAUAUCUACGUCAACAAGCGCGAAGAAAGCAGCGGAUGCUAAGCGGAAGACAGAGAUAGCGCAAGCGGAGAAGGAGGCUCUAGCGAUGGCAGCCGCUGCUGCGAGAGGUGAGGAGUACGUUCCCGCUGCAGGCAAGAAGGCGCGCAAGAAGACUAUAGCUUUCCCUAAACGGUAUCAAACUGAUAUGGAAAGUAUAUUGGUAGACAACACGGAUAUCAGAUGGCAGGAGGCUAUACCUUUGAUGAAAGAAAGGUACGCCAAAGAGGAUGGAAGCCUGCCCGAAGACUUCACAGAGGAUGCACGCCUAAAAUCCAAGCUCACUUACUGUAAAACCUAACUGAAGCAGAAGAAUCUUAGGUCCAUGUUAUAAACAUGCACACCCGGAUCUACUGCUGAUAUGCAUUAUAGGGUUGUCAUUCACUUUAUAUACUUACACUAAUAGUAUCUUGGAUUAUUUGUACUCUUUAUUUGCUCGUUUGACACCUUAUUUGCAGGAAUUACGGGAGAGACACGCUAAAUGUGCUUAAUGCACUAAUUGCAUCUAAUGACCAUUCAAUGCGUCAUUCUUACAUAACCUCCAUAUAUAUGACAUGUAUCACUCUAAGACUCAUUAUGC